UUUUUUUAAAUUCUAUUUUUUAGCAAAGCGUGCUGGAGAUUAUUAUAUGUUUGAAGGCGAUCCAGAAAUUGAUGAUUUAAUUGAACCUGUAAUAUCUUUUGUUCCAGAAGUAACACCGGGAGCUGGAGAUUUUGAUAAAUUGGAUCCUGCUCAAUUAUUACACACAGCACUUGGAAAAGAUUUGGAUUUAAUCAAAACAUUAGAUUCUGUUGAAGAAGCAGAACAAAUUAAAGAUGAAAAAUUGAGAAUGAUUGCUGCUGUUGCCCCGUCAGAAAAAGCUAGAGAAAUUGCAAAAUUGGCACUUAAACUUAGACAUCAAUCUCCUCCGAAACCGGAAACUGUUCAUCAUAUGGAUGAGGGUGAUUAUUAUUCUAUUGGUGGUCCUUCUACUUCACAAGAAAAAUCAGAAAAAGAUGAGGAAACGGACACAACAGAUGGGAUACCAAUAAUUCGUUUCCGCAAAAAAAGACAACAACAACAACCUGAAGAUGUUAUUGAAAAAGAAUCAACACAAAAAGAAAUUGAAGAACAACAAACAACAACAAAAAUUGAUGCUUAUAGUUAUGCAAAAGCAAUAAUUUCCUUUUUUCAAUUUUUGUGGAAAAUUAUGAUUGCAUUUCUUGAUUGGAUAUCAGCAUUUUUAAAUAGACGUUCAAGAGAACAUAGAUAUGUUGCUUAUGUUUUAAAUAAAGAAAAGGAACAUUUGAAGGAAAUGAUGAGUAAUGAACUUUAUGAUGGUCAAAUUUCUAGUUCUGAUUUGAGGGAACGUUGGGAAUCUCAUAAUAUGCAUAUUGUAUCUAGUGAAGAGGAUAUUAAAAGAUUAGAAAACGAAGCACAUGAUCGUUGGGCAGAAAGAAAUGUUUUUGCCCGAUUUAUAAAUGCUGUAGGAAAUUGUAUAUGUGCACAUACCGAUAUUAUAUGUUAUGCUUUUGCUGUUUUUGUACAUGGAAAAACUGCUGGAUUAUUAACUUUACCAUUACCAGCACUAGUUUUCUUUUGGGGAACUUUGGCAAAUCCUCGUCCUUCAAAAUUUUUUUGGGUUACAAUGAUUAUUUGGACAGAAUUGGUUAUUGUUGUUAAAUUUGCUUUUCAAUUUGGAUUUUGGGAUUGGAAUUCUAUUGCUGAAGAAGCUAAAAAUUCACAUAAAAUAUAUAAAUUACAAUAUAUUUUUGGUGUUCAAAGAGUUGAAUAUUUUGCUGUAACUGAUGUGGCUUUAUUAAUUGCGCUGUUUUUUCAUAGAUAUAUGCUUCGAAAACUUGGAUUAUGGAGAGAUGCAAAUUCCGAUAGACUUUUAGCAUAUACUCCACAAAUAUUAAAUAAUAAUAAUGACAACAAAAAUAAUUUAUCGUCAUCAUCUUCUUCAGAACAACAAAGUCCAAAUAAAAAGAAAGGAAGAACACAAAAUGGUUCUACAGCAACAGAAACUUCAGCAAUUACAACAACUUCUAUAUCUGAUGAUCAAAUUAAUUUAGAAGAGAUUGAUAUUGAAAGCGGACAUAAACCUACAAAUACACCAGCAACGGCAGAACCUGUUUUAACAGAAAAUUCGAAGCCACCCUCACCUCCUUCAAAAAUUGUACAUUUAAGCGUUAUUGGAAAUUUUAUUGAAAAGUUAAUUUAUCCAAAAUUUCGUUAUAUUUGUGAUUUUUAUCCAUUAAUGUUCUUUUUGGAUAUUUUUUGUAUGCUUAUAAUUGCUUUUGGUUAUUCUUCUUUUGGUGAGGGAGGAACUGGGGAUGUUGUUAGUGAUAUUAAGAGUAAUAGAAUACCAAUAACACUUGUAGUUAUAAUUCUUGUCCAAUCUUUAAUGAUUGUUUUGGAUAGAGGACUUUAUUUAAGGAAAGCUGUUGUUGCUAAAUUAAUAUAUCAUUUGCUUACUUUAAUUAUUGUGCAUGUUUGGAUAUUUUUUAUUUUACCUUUAUUUACACAAAAGGAAGCAUAUACAAAUGGAGUAGCAAGAUUUUUAUAUUAUAUCAAAUGCAUUUAUUUUUUAAUUUCUGCUUGGCAAAUAAGAAAUGGUUAUCCUUCUCUUUGUAUUGGAAACUUGCUUACACACUCUUAUGGUUUAAUUAAUAUGACAUGGACGGAUACCUCAAUGCCUAUUUUUGACUUUUUUAAUAUGGAAAAUUUUUAUGCUGUUGUUUACAAUUUAAAAUGUGCUCGUAAAUUUGAAGAAGCAUUUCCUGCACCUCGAGGAGAACCUAAAGGGACUGUUAUUAAGUAUUUAAUGGGCUUACCAUUAAUUUUAAUAAUGAUUUUACUUGUUUGGUCACCAAUUAUUGCGUUUGCAUUAAUCAACACAAUUGGGAAUAUUUCUCCUCCAGAGAGUGCAAUAAUGACUGUUAGCCUUGAAGGAUUUCCUCCACUUUAUAAAAUGGAAGCAAAAGGUUUAGGAUUAAUGGCAAUAACACAGCAAGAAUAUAAUACAUUAAUUAGUAAUUUUUCUGAUAUAAAUGGAAGAGAAUCUGAAUUAAAUACUGAUGUUGUUGAUAGAACAAGAAAAGCAUCUGCUUAUAUUACACAAUAUACAGCUAAAGAUAUUCUGAAAGUCAAAUUUCGUCCAGAAUCUGAAACUUUUUGGCAAAUUUCACCAGUUUCUUUAAUUGCUUUUCGUGACUUUUUACAAAACAACAAUACUGGAAAUCUAGAAUUAUCUUUUAAUUUUGAAUUUAAAAGACCACAAGAAGGAAAAAAAGAGCCACAAAUUCAUAGUUUUACACAAAAGGCAAAAAUACAUGGAAAAGAAUUGUUGGAUGCUAUUGAUAAUCGUUCACAUUGGUUUCAAGUUUUAAAUGCUCUACCAACAUAUUUAGUAAUUCCUAGUGAGGGUGAAGUUCAAAUUGCAAAAUUAUUACAACGUGCUGCUGAACGUAGAAUUAAUUCUGAUUCACCUUCUAAUAUUACAAGAACAUUUAAUCAUUGGAAAAUGAGGCUGGUUGAGACGCCGACUUCCAACUCAACUUAUUGGCUAAGUCAAAUGGAAUUUAAUGAAAAUAUUACAAAACUUACAGCAAUACCUUCCCCAGAAUUGAUUGAAUAUGGAUCGAGAGAUUUAAAUUAUACUGAAUUUUUGGCUUUAGUUGAUAGAGUUUUUCCUUCUUGGUUAAAUAGUUAUGUGCAGGGAGGUAUUAUCUUAAUGUAUGCUGGUAUUGUUCUUUUUGUUGGCCGUUUAAUUCGCGGUUUUGUUUCUUCACAACCUUUGGAUGUAAUUAUCAAUGAAAUUCCAAAUCCUGAUCAUUUAUUAAAAAUUUGUCUCGAUAUUUAUUUGGUCAGGGAAGCUAGGGAUUUUGUUUUGGAGCAGGUAAAGAAUUUUUUUAAUUUUGAAAUUUUGUGUUUCGAGAAACUUCGAGUUUCGAAAAAAAAUUUUUUGGCAAGAAAAAAAUUUUUCGAAAAUUUUUUGGAAUUUUCUGGACCUCUAAAAAAUUUUUUGAGCGGAAAAAAUUUUUUUUUGAAAAUUUUAUGCAAUUUUUUGGACUUCAAAAAAAUAUUUUUAAUUAAAAAAUUGUUUUUAUUUUAA
Messenger RNA from Meloidogyne enterolobii, 3514 nucleotides. Lineage: Eukaryota; Metazoa; Nematoda; Chromadorea; Rhabditida; Meloidogynidae. The record is from the annotation of a GenBank genome assembly.